GUCUGUCAUACUAAUAGGCGCGGCCAUGUUGGUCUGUGGCGAAUAAAAUCGAGAUAAUUUGCUUUUAGAGAAUAAAAAUUGACACAAUAUGCCCAAAUGCGACCUCAAGACCAGAUAUAUCCCCGCGACAUUCGCCUGGACACUGCUUUUGGGAACGACUUCUCUGUUUUUUUAUUUUCCAUGCCAGUAUUAUCUCCACCGACACCCAUGGGUACCUGCAUACCAAGGUGUCAUAACCUUUUUUGUUUUGGCCAAUUUUACACUGGCCACUUUCAUGGACCCGGGGGUGAUACCAAAAGCUCCACCUGACGAGGACCGCGAGGAUGACUUCCGUGCGCCUCUGUACCGCAGCGUGGAGAUAAACGGCAUCACAGUGCGCAUGAAGUGGUGCGUCACCUGCAAGUUCUACCGCCCGCCGCGGUGUUCUCAUUGCUCCGUCUGCAACCACUGCAUAGAGACAUUCGAUCACCAUUGUCCGUGGGUGAACAACUGCAUCGGUCGACGGAAUUAUCGAUUCUUCUUUUUCUUUCUAAUCUCGCUCUCGAUACAUAUGCUCAGCAUAUUCGGCUUCAGCCUGUACUUCGUUAUGUAUAACAAGAACCUCACGCAGGUUGAGCCUAUCGUCUCUAUGGUGAUAAUGGGUAUAAUAGUUCUGUUAGCUAUUCCCAUCUUCGGUUUGACGGGGUUCCACAUGGUGCUGGUGUCACGUGGUCGUACCACCAACGAACAGGUGACAGGCAAGUUCACCGGCGGCUACAACCCUUUCUCCAAGGGCUGCUGGUACAACUGUUGUUAUGCGCAGUUCGGACCACAAUAUCCUAGUCUGGUCCGCCCAUCGAAGUAUAUCUACAAGGGCGGCAAGAAGCGUCGCGAUCCUGGUAUCGUGGGCCAAUCAGCGUCCGCUAUCUCGACAAUAGCGACCGACACGCAUCAGGUAAAGACGUACACGGCGGACAACGGCAGUGCGCACCGGGCCGUCGGCGCGCACGCACAUUACAACAAGCUGUCGCCUGGACGCGAGGAGCACGAGCACGAGGGUGAACUGGAGGGUCCGGGAGCGUCGCAGAGUGCGGAUUGCGAGCCGACGCCGCCGCCAUUGCAGCGCCGUGGUUCAGCCGCUAAUCUGUUCCCGCCGCCCGAAAGACAACCACGCCCUCACCACUACCCACGCCUCAGUCCACUACCCAGGAACACUGGUCACGGGACGACGACGUCGGGCUAUCGGGUGGUGAUGGAGCCGAUGCGGUACGAGACGGGCGCGAAUGGUGCGCGACCCUCGCCCACUAUGCAGCAGCGCAUCAAGGCGCUCGGUGUGCCCACACCCCUCGCAGUCAGCAGCCCUGUUCGAAGGUCCAACCCGGGCACGCCGACCCAGCCGCGGCGCGCAGACUUCGCGCCCCGCGGCUCCCCGCAGCGCCGCUUCCUCUCCGAGGGCGAGCUGCUGCGCGCCGAGCCGCCCGCGCAUCGCCCCACUGCCGACGACAUCCGCGAGCUGGCCGCCUCGCCGCAGCGCGGCUACACGUGGGCCGAGCGCCCGCAGCACCCCGCGCACCCCGCGCAUCCCGCGCACGUCCCGCCGCACCCCGUGCACCCGCCGCACCCCGCGCACCCGCCGCACCCCUCGCCGCUGGCCAGGCGGCGCACCCCCGCUGCGCCCGCGCACCCUCACCCCCCACGGCCCGCGCGGCCUCUGUCGUUCGUGCGUGCGCUUGAAGUGCAGGACCAGCUGGAGCGCGCGCCGCCCGCGGAGCCGCCCGACCGCGCCUCCGUUUACGACUGCAACUACGAGAUCUCCGUCUGAGGACGGCGUUCACAACGCACAACCCCGAGUCGCCGCCGCCGUCGGUGGAUUAGAAACUAUGAACGACUCGAAUGCGAGAGUGAUGACAUCCUUAAUGUGUUAUUAGUGUUCAAUACGAGUAAUUAAAACUUUUAUAUGUAUGUAUAUUUGUGAGUAAAUACGUAUUCGUUGAUACUUUGUGGAUUCGACUGUAAAUAUAAUCACCGCAGUUUGUUGUGAAUGCGUGUUAACGAUCAGAGUGCGUGAGUAUAAGCAUUUUUAUUUAUAUAAAACUUGAAGGUUUCCUUGUAGCAUAGGAUUUGUUUAAAAUACAUCUCUACAUAUGUAAAAUUUAAUGUUUUGAAAUGCUUAUAGUCUUUGACUAAGGACAAGAUGUCUCAACUAACAAGUAUAAUGUAAGUAUAUAAUAGCACCUCAAAGAUGUUGAAUGAGUUAAAUAUAUAAGAGUGUUAAGAAUGCGUCGGACUAUGUUAUCGCGGAAUUGACUGGUGAAAAUGCCUCAAUUUUCUUUUAGCUGGAAUUUGACUGCAAGUGCAGAGGUUGCUUUGGUAUGUUUUUUCUACUUCUUGUUACAUCGCAUACGUGUAUAGGGUGAACAUUUUGAAUAUAUCU
Messenger RNA from Papilio machaon (common yellow swallowtail), 2413 nucleotides. RefSeq names its product palmitoyltransferase ZDHHC8 (gene Zdhhc8). Gene Ontology annotation, biological process: protein palmitoylation. The record is from RefSeq and is a predicted model, not a curated record. The transcript is spliced from 9 exons. Gene Ontology annotation, molecular function: palmitoyltransferase activity. The coding region runs from base 89 to 1801 and encodes 570 amino acids. Lineage: Eukaryota; Metazoa; Arthropoda; Insecta; Lepidoptera; Papilionidae.